AUGGAUUCUUCUCUUCCUCUUCGAUCAUCAUCAUCAUCAUCAUCCUUUACUUCCAUUUCUUCUUCUUCUUCUCAACCAAACCAUACUUUGGCUUCUUUCCCUUCCGCGCUAACCAUCAAAAACAUGCUAGCUUCAGAGAUGGUUUCCAAUGAAAACAGGCAAGAGGAGUUCUGUUACUUGCAAAACGGAGGAGGCUUAGAUGUGGCGGCUCUAAUGGAGAAUGCUGGUGCUAUUUUGGUUUCCAACCCAACCUUUCUUUCUGCUAUCUUUGCCUUGGUUCUCACGCAAUCCACCAAACUUUUCUUGAAUUUCUUUGACAAGAAGCAAUGGAAUUUCAGACUCAUGUUUGCUUCUCAAGGAAUGCCUUCUACUCGCUCCGCACUGUGUUCUGCGCUCACGACUUCUGUUGUUAUCUCUCAUGGUGUUGCUCACUCACUCUUUCCCGUUUCUUUGGGAUUCAGUCUCAUUGUCAUGUGUGAUGCCGUUGCUGUUGCAAGGCACGUCGGCUACCAAGCCCAGGUGCUUAAUGCGCUUCUUGAUGAAUUGUCUGGAGGAAAGACUCCAGUUCUUGAAGAGAGGCUAAAAGAAGAUCUUGGCGACACCCUACCUCAAGUCUGUACUGGUGCACUGCUUGGUUCUACAGUUGCUGUUUUAUGCUGUCUUGGUUUCAUGAUGCUGCGGCGUUAG
Messenger RNA from Vicia faba (fava bean), 687 nucleotides. The record is from the annotation of a GenBank genome assembly. NCBI's taxonomy places the organism in Eukaryota, Viridiplantae, Streptophyta, Magnoliopsida, Fabales, Fabaceae.